GCUCUUGGGAUGAGGAGGCAGUUGGAAACUCUCCAUGGAGAGAAACUACCACACACAAGUAACUAAAGAAGAGACCCCUCUGAUGAUACGUUGUGUGAGCCGUUGAGGGAAUUUCUGGCUAGGUAGAGAAGAAGGGGGUGGACGAGAGGAACCCCACCUCCACUCCCCUGCCCAAAACCGACCUACAGCCUCUGAGAAGACGGGCUCGAAGAAUUUGGUAGCCAGAUCCACCUCUUAACAUUUCACAUUUCUCCUUCUGCAAGGAAUAUUUUUUAAUGAGCAUCUUCACCUCCUUCAAACCGCACUGGCUCUUCUAUGAAUAAGGCGUGCUUCUGGAUUUCAACCCUGGUAGGAAGGAGGCCCGAAGAAGUCCUUGGCUAAAUUUGAAGCCUUGGAGCAACACGGAAAGUUGGCGUUGGACCAGACGGGCAUGCGGUCUCUGCCCAGCCUCCUCUGUCCUGCGGAGAAGCAGAGUGGCCGGCCAGUCUUGAAACAAGAAGUCCCCUUCUGUCCCUUCCCUGUUUGGGUGUUGGUCCCAAUCGGGGUGAUUAUUCUCCGUCUCUGGUUACUUCCUUCAAAGCUGCUUGAGGGAAAGUCACAGCCGGGCCCUUGUGUCUUGGGGUCUUAUCCGGUUACACACACACACAGGGCCCCCGGUUUCCCCUCUGCCAAGUCCCCAGAGCUAGCUCCCAGGUGAGGCACCCAGGUGAUUGGAGCUGGCCAACCUGUUGAAUUGUCCCCUGUGAAUGGGAGGACUCCCAAUCUUCUGCACAGGAAGCAGGCAGGUAUGUUCCCAGACCAGGUGCUUCUACCUGAGAGGGGAAUGCUAGAGGGGCUUAGCCUGAGACCCUCUGUGCUGAUAGCCUGCUCCUCGGGCCCUGGAAAGAACUCUGUACGCGCUCUGGGGCUGGCUCUGUCCUCUUGGGUUUCUUAUCCGGAAGGUGCAGGGGAGACCCAGGCCAAGCCUCCCUAUCGCCUUGCAUGGUGCUCCCAGCCUCCUUCCUUCCCGCCCUGUUUAGCCGCAAGGAAGGAAGGAGGAACUUGGAGGCGGAGGGGCGGGGGUCGUCCCAGGCAAAAGGAGGAAAAAGUCCUCUCAGGCAGCUGUGCGCAGCGGUGGGUGAGUUGCGUCUGGGCGGCCGCGUGGCUGCAGAGGGGAGCUCCUUAUGGUGCCCCCCAUGUUCUGGAAGAAUGAGCCCCCAGGCGAGCAGCCCUCGACUGAGGCCCAGCCCGACGGGGAGGCGCUGGCCGGCGCCCUGGAGAAAGAGGAGGCGCGCUCGGCCGCCAGCACCCCGUCCACGCCGUCCGUCUGCUCGCCGCCCUCCUCCGCCUCGUCCUCGCUGCCGCCGGGCGCCAAAAGCCGCUGCUCCAGCUGCGGCCUAGAGAUCGUGGACCGCUACCUGCUGAAGGUGAACAACCUGACCUGGCACGCGCGCUGCCUGGAGUGCUCGGUCUGCCGGACGCCGCUCCGCCAGCAGAGCAGCUGCUACGUCAAGAACCAGGAGAUUUUCUGCAAGGUGGACUACUUCAGUCGGUUUGGUACCAAAUGCGCUCGCUGUGGGAGGCAGAUCUACGCCAGCGACUGGGUGCGGAGGGCUCGGGGCAAUGCCUACCAUCUCGCCUGCUUCGCCUGCUUCUCUUGCAAGAGGCAGCUGUCCACCGGGGAAGAGUUUGGCCUGGUGGAAGAGAAGGUGCUAUGUCGGAUCCACUAUGACACCAUGGUGGAGAACCUCAAGCGCGCAGCAGAGAACGGGAAUGGCAUCACUCUAGAAGGGGCAGUCCCCUCCGAGCAGGACAGCCAGCCCAAGCCGGCCAAGCGAGCCAGGACUUCCUUUACAGCAGAGCAGCUGCAGGUCAUGCAAGCCCAAUUCGCUCAGGAUAACAAUCCAGAUGCUCAAACGCUGCAGAAGCUGGCGGACAUGACCGGGCUCAGCAGGAGAGUUAUUCAGGUUUGGUUUCAGAAUUGCAGAGCGCGGCACAAAAAACACACCCCUCAACACACGGGGGCUCCCUCGGGGGGCUCCCAAUCCCGCCUCCCUUCCGUGCUACCGGAAGACCUCCACUACUCCCCGUUCAGCGGUCCUGAGCGGGCCAGGAUGGUGACCCUCCACAGCUACAUAGAGAGUCAAGUCCAGUGUGGACAACUGCACUGCCGCCUCCCCUACGGAGCCCCCCCUGUGCACCUCAAAGCCGACAUGGAUGGAGGCCUCUCCAGUCGAGGGGAGAAGGUGAUCUUGUUUCAGUACUGACUGCUCCUUUUCCUCAAUUCCCGGGACUUGUGAUGCCACUGCUGCGUUUAAUCUCCCGACCAUUUCCUCCCUGGCCACCGAGGGACCCCCUCAAGGUCUUCUCAGCCUUGGCUUCUGGAUCUCGGCUGCCGCGGCUGUAGCCACCAGCCGUUGAGCGUCGCCCGAUGGCCUUCUUCACCUGGUGGAUUUGCUGGCUGCUGAAGAUUCUGGGCAGGGCCUUCUCUGGACGACGAAGCGAAGGGACUUGCGGUGGAUGUAUCUUGUCUUCUGCUGCGAGUUUAACCAACGUAAGGAGAGACAUUGUGCCACCUGGGCUGGACGUGUUCAUUCAAGCAUGGAGCACGAGGGACCUCCAACCUAAGAAUCAAGUCUACAAGUUAAAGUCUCAACGUUCAACCGUUCGAUGGAAAUGUGGAUGGAAGGUGGGAACUUUCUCCGUUUCAACAGAGAAGGCCACGGAUCUUGAUUCCUUUUCAACUCUUGAGGCUUCUGAUUUUUUCCCCCCCGCCAGCAUCAUCCGUCUGGUUGUUUUGGGACUGGCAGGGCUUUGUAGCUGCGCGGUGACCCUCCCAGCGCGCCUCCAACUCUUGCGGAUGCUUCUAAUCUCGUCACCCAACAGCCGGUGGGAAAAGGCCUCCCUCCCUAAACCUUGGGAGCAAAAUCCAAUGAACUGGGGCUUCAACCUUUGCACGGAGCUGAGAAAAAUGUUUUUUAAACCCUCUAGUGGCAACAUCAAACUUAAAAAAGAAACUUUGGGGUUGACGGAAAAGGCGGGACUUUGUGCUGCUGGGACUGUAGCAAAACUGGAACUUCUCUCUCUCUCUCUCUCUCUCUUUCCCUCUUAUUUAAUGGCACUUGGCAUCCCCAGGCUGUGCUGGAUGGAGCGACUGAGCAAAAGCACUUGGCGUUCUCCUGCUACGGAGCUCCCUGAUCUUCUUCACAGCCUCAAGCAUCAUCUUGCUAGGCUGGGCAGCUGCUAGGUUAACUGGCCCGUGAAAUGCCUUUUGGACAGAAAGGCCCUGGUGGGACAGGCAUUGCCCUGAUUGGGGCUUCCCCAAGGCCUGGGCCAGGGACACCCCCUCCCCACCCAACCUCAUUGCUUUUUGCUGGCUGGAAUGGCACAGAUCUGCUCCGUUUUUCUCCCAGGACUUCCUAUCCAAAGACACAGGUGUUGUUCUCCCUCCCUCCUUCCCUCCCACCCUCUGGAGAACCCCCAAUCUAGGCAGAUCCCCCUCCCCCCACACUUCUCCCCAGGCUAUGAUGGCACUGAUGAUGUUACCUCGUUGGGUCACGAAACGCCUGGAAGAAAACCACCAAGCUCAGAGAGCACCAAUUGAGGACCCCUCAAUUCAACCCUUGAGCGACAGAUAUUCUCCUUUAUUGGUAGGAUGGCCCAUCAUUUCCAGGAGUUCUGUCACUUCGUGGUCCUUCCGUGCUGCUCCCGUGCUGGCCGAGAGCCCAGCAUGACCUGCUCCCAAGAAUUCACCCGCGGAGCUUGACCUGAAGGAGGAAGCCGCCCAGUUGUGUGUUUCUUGGUGGUCCUGGGUGGCCGAGGCAGCGAGUGCAGGAAAGGAGGCCGGUGCAGAGUGACCCUUGAACUUCCUGACUCAGACGUCCUGCUGAAUUGCGGAGGGGACAGAGGUCACCCUCCCUGGCGGCUGUGUGCGUUUGUGUGUGUUUCUUUCUUUCAAAGGGACGGCAACUGCUUUGGGGGGGCUGUCAAGCGGUGGCUUUGAGGGAGCUUCUCUUUCAGCCCGAUGAGGAGGAGGAGAAGCAGGGACUCCAGGGUGGGGUGGGUGGGGGGUCAGUCCCAGAGGAGAGAAAAGGUUUUGUCUUGUUGUUCUCCAAUCACCAAGCAAAGAUCGGAAUUUUUCUUCCUUGUAAAAGUCAGGGAGCAGCCAGGGCUUCCUUUUUUUAAACACGGUAAAUUUUGCUCCACUCUUGCAAAACUGGAAACCGUUCAAUGGAUGUUCGAUCCAUUUGUCCUCCGUGAAAUGGAAGUUUCUGAAAAAUCCUGCCCCAGAGGAGGACGACAGGUGCCCUUUAGAGCAGCCUCUCGAUAGCCCGAUGUCUUCUCCCUGGGCAAAGCCGUCUGUCUAUCUACAUUUAAAAACACACUCUCAUGCAAACACGUAGCUGAGCAAAGGUGCCCCCUGACCCUAGACGGGCAAAACUCUGUGCAAGCUCAGAGACCCUCCAGCAGGUUGGACUAUCUGCCCGUAAAAAUCCCUAUUUUCGCCAAUGCUGUGCUCCAAAGGAUGCCUCCAGCAUUGGGGGAAUUUAAAAUAUGAAUGGAAUCCUUCCCAUCACUCACUUCUCACCAUCAGGCUGUGCAAAACUCCCAGCCUAAAUUCUGAGGGCCAGCAAUUAGUAAGCUUAGUCAAAAUCUGUUGUCACUCGAUUCCCUGCAAAGGACAUGCUUUGGAAUUCGGCACGGGUUUCCUUUCUGGAAUAUGUUUGGAUUUUCUAUAGCUCUAAGAGCUGAGGAAAAAUUAAAGUAGAAUCUAGUCGGAUCUGGGAAGACAAAGGAGGCGCCUGGAUUAAUUUCCAGGAACUAAGAAGGGCCAAAUUUUGUUUUGAAAAACCUGAAGCAUUCACGCUGACAACGUAUAUUUAACUGAAGCAUGUCGGGCUCGGAAGGGGGUCUCCAAAGGGCAGCAUUGCGUCUCCCUCUUUCUGCUUCUCCUUUUUAAAAAGCUGGGCUGAGCAGAAUAAGGGGCUUCAUCAACUCAGGGGCAGACAGAGAACUAACCGCCUGGCCCAGUCAGAAGAAGCAGGGGUGGUGGUCCCAGGCUGUGCCAAAUUGUCUUGGGUGGG
Ahaetulla prasina is the source of this 5063-nucleotide messenger RNA. RefSeq names its product LIM homeobox 6 (gene LHX6). The coding region runs from base 1164 to 2246 and encodes 360 amino acids. Gene Ontology annotation, biological process: regulation of transcription by RNA polymerase II; forebrain neuron development; neuron differentiation. Gene Ontology annotation, cellular component: nucleus. The record is from RefSeq and is a predicted model, not a curated record. NCBI's taxonomy places the organism in Eukaryota, Metazoa, Chordata, Lepidosauria, Squamata, Colubridae. The transcript is spliced from 9 exons. Gene Ontology annotation, molecular function: DNA-binding transcription factor activity, RNA polymerase II-specific; RNA polymerase II transcription regulatory region sequence-specific DNA binding.